Molecule: messenger RNA, 787 nt
Organism: Juglans microcarpa x Juglans regia
Lineage: Eukaryota; Viridiplantae; Streptophyta; Magnoliopsida; Fagales; Juglandaceae
Exons: 2
Coding region: 22-426 (134 amino acids)
Source: RefSeq, a predicted model, not a curated record
ACUAGAAGAUGCAAAGUACGUAUGGAGGGGCUGGACAUAAAUGUGAUGCAAGUGUGGACCUCUGUUAAAAUGUGGCUCAAAAAGAUGGUGAAUGAGUUGAAAGUGCAACGACAACUCAAUAAAGAGGAUCUUGAUGUGCUCAAUGAUUUAAAUUUGGAGCUGCCGAGAAUUAUUAACCUGAAAUGUAGGCUCGUUAAAUGGUCAAAGCCUCCAUCGGGAUGGGUUAAGCUCAAUUGCGAUGGGAGUUGUCGGAAUAAUCCAAGGUCUUCGGGAGGUGGGGGCAUCUUGCAGGAUAUGGAUGGUCAGGGAAAUGCACUCUUUGGUAUUUAUGAGACUAUUGGAAUGAGCUUAGUCACGAAUUGCAAGGAAUGGAUACUCGUGUCGUUCAUUAAUUCCGUGAAGGGAACCAAGCGGCCGACUUCUUAGCUAAACAAGGGGAGCUAGGCAGUGAUGUAGUUUAUGAAGAAUUACGGCAAUUGCCGAGGUUCGUAAAGGGUCUUAUUCGGAUAGAUAAGGCUGGGCUGCCUCCAAUACGUACCUAAGGAUCAUUUUAUUUGUUUUGCUUUUGGGGUUGCUUAGAGGCUUUUUGUUAGGCAUGUUUAGUUUACUUUUUGUUUUUUAGGCAUGUUCAGUUUACUUUCUCUAUUAGGCCUAUGUAGUUCCGUUUUAUUGCUCUCUGGUUGUGGUCUGUUGCUUCCUAUUUUUGCUAGGCAUGUUUAGUUUACCUUUUGUUCAUUAGGCAUGUUUAGUUUACUUUUUCUAUUAGGCCCGUUUAGAUCUGCUUUGA